This is a messenger RNA of Talaromyces proteolyticus, 1507 nucleotides long. RefSeq lists its product as uncharacterized. The record is from RefSeq and is a predicted model, not a curated record. The transcript is spliced from 6 exons. Lineage: Eukaryota; Fungi; Ascomycota; Eurotiomycetes; Eurotiales; Trichocomaceae. Bases 140 to 1291 code for a protein of 383 amino acids.
CCGAUUAGAUCCAUCGAUCGAUUUUCUCGUCUGAUUAGAAUCGUGAAUCCCACUAUAUUUGGGAUUUUACUAUUUAUGGAGCGGCACGCGCGUGAAUUUCGAGUCUCGGGUUCACACUUGAGCAGAAAGCUGCUUGAAGAUGGCAGGGCCUGGUCGUGGACCGACAAUUAUCAUUGUCAAUGCUACUAUUCAAGCCGUUGCGACAAUAUUCGUUCUCCUUCGUCUCAUUAGCAAAGUCAUCAUCCUGAAAAGACGCCCUAGUUCUGAUGACUGGACAAUCAUUGCAGCAACCAUUUUUGCGAUUUUGAACAUCGUAGUUGCUGGUCUGGGAGUAAAAUAUGGCACAGGAAAACAUAUAGGCCAAUUGGAAAAGUCAGAUGCAUUACCUGCGGCUAAGCUUCGUUGGGUAACACAUAUUAUCUAUACGGUCAUCAGUGGACUGAUCAAGGUUUCCACUCUCCUCCUCUACAAGCAUGUCUUCCUCAAUCUGCGAAAUGUGAUCUGGGGCACAAUUGUCUUCAUUGCUGUGAUGAGUGUGGCUAUCGUCCUAGCAACAUUAUUCCAAUGUCAACCGAUUGACGCUGUCUAUGAUUCGAGCAAAUAUGCGCAUUAUUACUGUUUCCCCUCCAUUCCAUUUUGGUAUUCGACAGCAGCUUUGUCGCUAGUAACUGAUUUUUGGAUCCUGGCAUUACCUAUUCCGACGAUUAUAGGUCUUCAAAUGUCUCGAAGAAGCAAAAUAAUUCUCAUUGGCAUUCUGUCGCUCGGUGCAUUUGCCUGCGUCGCAAGUAUCGUACGAAUGGUCUACAUUGUCAAGCUCUAUCGCAGCAAAGAUCCCACGUGGGACACAUACGGCGUCUCGAUUUGGUCCGGAGUCGAGCUCGCAGUCGCCAUCAUCGCAAACUGCAUUCCCGGCAUCAAACCAGCGGUGGACGUCAUUGCGCCUCGCUUUCUACGUAGUAGUCGAGGCGGAACCUACGCGAACCACUACGAUCAAUCAAAAGGAGCCCGUUCAUCAGGUCAAAAUAAUACGAACGGGAGAAACAACAGCAAUCAUCAGCAAGGGCGCUCUAUCCCACUUUCUUCAAUAUCAGGUAUAGACGAGGAGAAUGUCGAUAACACCGAUAAUGAUUCUACAAAGACGAUUACAAGAGCAUAUGCUAAUGAAGUCACGGUUGGGUCGGGAUCCGACUCAAAUUCCAGUGACAGAAACGGUAACCAUCAUCCUGCAAAUGGCAUAUCGGUACAAUACAAUAUUUCGACAUCGUCGGAAGCGGUACACUACCGUCAGUAAAAUAGUUGUUGACUGGAUUUACUCGAUAUUAAUUAUGGGGGAAACGGCUAUUUAAGGGGUUUAUUGUAAGGUUAGGCUUGGCUGAACUGUUUUUUCAUUGACGGGAAUAUCACGCAUGUUACGUUCUAAAUGAGCAUUGAAUUUUAGACUUGUGAUUUUUUCUUAGCCGAGAGACUUAGACAUUCAAAGCCAAUCAAAAUAAUGACAAAAUUUCCU